Messenger RNA from Symphalangus syndactylus (siamang), 3436 nucleotides. RefSeq names its product BRCA1 associated ATM activator 1 (gene BRAT1). Gene Ontology annotation, molecular function: protein binding. Gene Ontology annotation, cellular component: nucleus. NCBI's taxonomy places the organism in Eukaryota, Metazoa, Chordata, Mammalia, Primates, Hylobatidae. Gene Ontology annotation, biological process: cell population proliferation; positive regulation of protein phosphorylation; DNA damage response. The record is from RefSeq and is a predicted model, not a curated record.
GGCCAGGGAGCAGCCCAGCCUGGGGCGUGCGCGACCUGGGCUAGCUUCCCAGCCCGACUGUGGCCUCCUGCUCUGGAGCCCCUUCCGGACCCUCGGGCCUGGCGCUCGCGGCCAAAACUGACUCCAAAGUGUGGGGGAAGGGUUCCUCUUCCCGGGACGCAGCCACCCCGGGCAUUGGCAGACCAUGCCCUGGUUAGACAGAGCCGCUGACCACCCCGCCCACCCCCGAGGCCGGAAGCACGGAUGCACACCCCGUCCUGGGAGGGACAGGCGCCCCUUCUCCUCCGCACUCCGCCGCUCCCGCACCCCAGCGCCCCCCUCUCCCCCCCGCCGGCUUCAGGACGUCAGAUGCAGCCACCACUAAUCCUGGGAGGGACAGACACACGGACAGGCGCCCCUUCCCCUCCGCACCCUCCUGCUGGCUGCAGAACAGCAAAUGCAGCCACCACUGACCCUGAGAGGGACAGACACACGGACAGGCGCCCCUUCCCCUCUGCACCGCCCUGCUGGCUUCAGGACGUCAAAUGCAGCCACCACUUGACGCUGGGAGGGACAGAAACUUUCCAGCCCAGACUGGCCCUGGGGGACUGCGGCCUCACCAUGGACCCGGAAUGCUCCCAGCUGCUCCCGGCUCUCUGUUCUGUUCUGGUAGAUCCCAGGCAGCCGGUGGCAGAUGACACCUGUUUGGAGAAGCUGCUGGACUGGUUUAAAACGGUCACUGAAGGAGAGUCCAGUCUCGUGCUGCUGCAGGAGCACCCCUGCCUGGUGGAGCUGCUAUCCCAUGUGCUGAAAGUCCAGGACCUGAGUCCCGGGGUUCUCUCCUUCUCACUCCGCCUGGCAGGAACCUUCGCAGCCCAGGAAAACUGCUUCCAGUAUCUUCAGCAGGGAGAGUUGCUACCAGGGCUCUUUGGGGAGGCAGGACCCCUCGGCCGAGCAGCCUGGGCCGUCCCCACCGUGCGCAGCGGCUGGAUCCAGGGCCUGCGCUCCCUGGCACAGCACCCCAGCGCCCUGCGCUUCCUGGCCGACCAUGGUGCAGUCGACACCAUCUUCUCCCUGCAGGGAGACUCCAGCCUGUUUGUGGCCUCGGCGGCCAGUCAGCUCCUGGUGCACGUCCUGGCUUUGUCCAUGCGAGGUGGAGCCGAGGGGCAACCCUGCCUGCCGGGGGGCGACUGGCCCGCGUGUGCCCAGAAGAUCAUGGAUCACGUUGAAGAGUCCUUGUGCUCCACGGCCACCCCCAAGGUCACUCAGGCCCUGAAUGUCCUGACCACGACCUUCGGGCGCUGCCAGAGCCCCUGGACGGAAGCCCUGUGGGUGCGGCUGAGUCCCCGCGUGGCCUGUCUGCUGGAGAGAGACCCCAUCCCCGCCGCGCACUCGUUCGUGGACCUGCUUCUCUGUGUGGCUCGUUCUCCCGUGUUCAGUUCUUCCGAUGGCGGCCUGUGGGAGACGGUGGCGCAGGCUCUGAGCUGCCUGGGCCCCACCCACGUGGGACCCCUGGCUUUGGGGAUCCUGAAGCUCGAGCACUGUCCACAGGCACUAAGGACCCAGGCCUUCCAGGUCCUUCUCCAGCCCCUGGCCUGUGUCCUGAAGGCCACGGUUCAGGCCCCUGGACCCCCAGGCUUGCUGGAUGGGACGGCAGACGAUGCCACGACGGUGGACGCGCUUCUGGCCUCCAAGUCGUCCUGCGCGGGCCUCCUGUGCCGCACCCUGGCUCACCUGGAGGAGCUGCAGCCGCUGCCCCAGCGCCCUUCACCGUGGCCCCAGGCAUCCCUACUGGGGGCUACGGUGACUGUCCUGCGGCUCUGUGACGGCUCGGCUGCCCCCGCCUCCAGUGUGGGGGGCCACCUCUGUGGGACCCUGGCGGGCUGCGUCCGGGUCCAGCGAGCAGCCCUCGACUUCCUGGGGACGCUGUCACAGGGCACAGGCCCCCAGGAGCUGGUGACACAGGCGCUUGCUGUCCUCCUGGAGUGCCUCGAGAGCCCCGGCUCCAGUCCCACGGUUCUGAAGAAGGCCUUCCAGGCCACGCUCAGGUGGCUGCUGAGCUCACCCAAGACCCCCAGCUGCUCUGAUCUCAGCCCCCUCAUCCCGCAGUUCCUCAGAGAGCUGUUCCCUGUGCUGCAGAAACGCCUGUGCCACCCCUGCUGGGAGGUGAGGGACUCCGCCCUCGAGUUCCUGACCCAGCUGUGCAGGCACUGGGGAGGACAGGCCGACUUCAGAUGUGCACUCUUGGCUUCAGAGGUGCCUGAGCUGGCCCGGCAGCUCCUCCAGGACCCUGAGAGUUAUGUCCGAGCGAGCGCGGUGACCGCCAUGGGGCAGCUGUCCAGCCAGGGCCUGCAUGCCCCCAUCAGCCCUGAGCAUGCAGAGGCCCAGCAGAUGGGUAAACUGAGGAUUGGAGGGCAGUGUGCUCACCACGCAGCAUGGGAAGGUGCCAGAGUGGGCUGUGGCCCUAGACUGCAUGUCCGGGGCCAGCCCCCAGACGUACCCGGGGUCCUGUUGUGGGAGCUUCGCUCCUGCCGCCCCACCAACCAUCCGCACCUGCUCCCUGUCCCCCAGAGCCUGUUUCUGGAGCUGCUGCACAUCCUCUCCGUAGACUCGGAGGGCUUCCCACGGCGGGCGGUCAUGCAGGUCUUCACCGAGUGGCUGCGGGACGGCCAUGCCGACGCGGCCCAGGACACGGAGCAGUUCGUGGCCACUGUGCUGCAGGUGGCGAGCCGGGACCUGGACUGGGAGGUCCGUGCCCAGGGCCUGGAGCUGGCAUUGGUGUUCCUGGGCCAGACGUUGGGGCUGCCGCGUACCCACUGCCCCUAUGCCGUGGCCCUACCCGAGGUGGCCCCAGCCCGGCCACUUGGCGAGGCACUGAGGGCUCUCUGCCACGUGGGGCUCUUUGACUUCGCCUUUUGUGCCUUGUUUGACUGCGACCGCCCUGUGGCGCAGAAGUCUUGUGACCUCCUUCUCUUCCUGAGGGACAAGAUUGCUUCCUACAGCAGCCUGCGGGAGGCUGGGGGCGGCCCCAACACCGCCUCCACGGAGGCCACCCUGCUGGGGUGGCGGGCGGGUGAGCAGGCCCAGCCCCCGGGGGACCAGGAGCCUGAGGCUGUGCUGGCCAUGCUGAGGUCCCUAGACCUGGAGGGCCUGCGGAGCACGCUGGCCGAGAGCAGCGACCACGUGGAGAAGAGUCCCCAGUCCCUCCUGCAGGAUGUGCUGGCCACUGGAGGCUUCCUGCAGGGGGACGAGGCCGACUGCUACUGAGCAGAACCAGAGUCUGCCUCGGGCUCAGGACCGAGGGAGGCAGCACCGUGUCCUUCUGUGGGACGCUGCCAGCCCCAGGGCUCCAGCCCAGCCCGGCAGAUCAUCUGGGGAAGCCAGGACCAGGAGAGAAGCAAGGUCAAGAAAUCCCACAUUUUGAUGUAUUAAAGAAAUGACUUAUUUUUACUCAAAA